GUCACACACUUCUUCAUUUCACCUUGUACAGAAGACCACUGUCUGUCUUCAGCCGUCUAUGGAAAUGCAAGCUCAAGGGAAGAGAGCGGGACGGAGUGAGGAGAACCUCAUCGGGGCAGCUGAGUCUGGCAUAGGAUGCUGCGGCUGGAUAUUGGUGAUCCUCUCCUACCUGAUGGUAAUCGUCACCUUCCCAAUCUCCAUAUGGAUGUGCAUUAAGAUUGUUCAAGAGUAUGAACGAGCUGUCAUAUUCCGACUUGGACGAAUAGUAUCUGGCAAAGCAAAAGGCCCAGGAAUUUUCUUUGUGCUGCCCUGCACGGACUCGUUUAUUAAAAUUGACAUCCGAACUAUUUCAUUUGACAUUCCUCCUCAAGAGAUUCUCACCAAGGACUCAGUGACCAUCUGUGUUGAUGGAGUCGUUUACUACCGGGUACAAUCUGCUGUCUCAUCAGUUGCUAAUGUUACGAAUGCAGAUUUGUCAACACGCCUGCUGGCACAGACAACCCUAAGAAACGUCCUCGGCACAAAGAACCUCUCUGAGAUCUUGUCAGACAGAGAAGAAAUCGCACACAAUAUGCAGGCGACCCUUGAUGAAGCAACUGACAACUGGGGAAUUAAAGUUGAACGUGUGGAAAUUAAGGAUGUCAAACUGCCCAUUCAAAUGCAGAGGGCAAUGGCUGCAGAGGCAGAAGCUGCCAGAGAUGCAAGAGCCAAGGUUAUCGCUGCUGAGGGAGAGAUGAAUGCCUCGCGAGCCCUAAAAGAAGCGUCCUUAGUCAUUGCAGAGUCUCCUUCAGCUCUCCAGCUGCGCUACCUUCAGACUUUAACCGCCAUUGCAAGUGAGAAAAAUUCAACCAUUAUUUUCCCCCUGCCAAUGGAUGUUCUACAACCUUUCAUGCCUGAGAGGAAAUAACUGAGAGAGAGAUCUGUGGAAAAAGUGAAGUGAUGAAUUUGGAUAAUUUUAGUAUUAUAUUGAAAAAUAGUUGAGAAAGUCAGUUUUUGAUGAAAAUGUGAAAAUUGCUAUAACUGAGAGAAGUAUGAACUAUAAAGUCUAAACUCAAUCUCUUUCUGUAUUUUCCACACAUACUGUAAAGGCCUUAUGGUGACACAUUGAACAUGUCCUUCCUAAAGUGGUUAGACUUAUUCAGAAUUUCCACAAAAUUAUUUUUGGAAGCAACUGCAUGUCUAUUCACUUGUGGUUUCUACAUUUGUAUUUUUCUUUUACAUGACAGCAUCCAUUUCUAAAAUUUUGCUGCAGCACUUCAUUCAUAAAUGAUGAGGUGCUGGAGCUCAUAGUAACUGAGAGGAAUGAAGGAGAGACAAGAAUGCCAGUUUGGGCAUCAGAGAGCAGUGCUGUUAAAAUGAAAUUAUACAAUCAUCCUAAGAAAUCUAUGAAAUUAGAGAAAUAUGGUAAAGGGUGGCGCAUGAAAAACCGAACUGUCUCCGACCGGCUGGCUCGAGCUGUUAUACAGGUGGGUGCCGUCGCAACAUGAAUGAAGCGACA
Erpetoichthys calabaricus (reedfish) is the source of this 1498-nucleotide messenger RNA. It is a transcript of the gene stoml3b, whose product is annotated as stomatin (EPB72)-like 3b. The transcript is spliced from 7 exons. NCBI's taxonomy places the organism in Eukaryota, Metazoa, Chordata, Cladistia, Polypteriformes, Polypteridae. Bases 59 to 907 code for a protein of 282 amino acids. Gene Ontology annotation, cellular component: plasma membrane. The record is from RefSeq and is a predicted model, not a curated record.